AAAGGAACCUUGGAAGAAGUCACCCCCCCAGUUGCUCCAGAAAAAAAAGGAAGCCCCUUUGGAGGGGGGGGGGUCUGCAGGUCCAUCCUUGAACCAAUGAAUUUUUAACCUUCACACGUUUUUCGUGUCCGAGCUUCAUCUAAAGUGCAGUGCUUUAUUGGUGAGGAAUUCGUUAAAAAGAGGCUGAGACAGAAUUAGAUGGAGCCUUUUUUUUACAUUCUGUGCCCCGUCGCUCAUUCUUUCUAUACAUUUCGCAUCUGAUUUUGUUGGCUUCCUAGUACAUCAACAGGACCACAUAGCAUCGCCUCCCUCUUCUUCCGUUCUUCUCCCCCAUUUCAUUCUGUAAUAGUGACACGAAUUCCCGUUUUGUGAUACCCGCCGCCGACGUCUCGACCUCUCAUCCUCUUUGCCGCCACCCGCCGUCUUUGAUUCUUUACUGGUUCCCUUGUCCUUGUUACUACUUACCCACUUGGGAUCGCAUAGCCAGCCAACUCUUCGUUUGCGCCUUAUCACCUCUUACCCUCGAAGCUAAAACGCUGCUGCCAUCACAGUUAAUUCAAUAGUUACCUAGUUAGUAUCGGGGACCCUGACACAACUACGAUAACCCGAUAUUUUGUUUUUGGAGCACUGCGUCAUCACCAUGCCGGGGUUCGUAGAUUCUUUCUGGUCGACAGACUAUGCCGCAGGCCUGGGUGUCUUGUUCACCAAGCUCCAGCAAGGAGUCGAGGAGAACAAGCAAGUCUUGACCAUUGCUCGAAUGCGAGCCGAAGCCGAAGAGGUUUACGGCCAACGACUCGGAGAUAUUGCGCCUGCAGCUGACAAAAUUACUGGUGGCUUCUCGCGUGACGACGGCGCAAGUGUGCGAAAAGCUUACGAUGGAGUCCGAGCCGAGAUGGAGGAAGCCGCAAAAAACCACAAGAAGAUUGCACAGGGUAUUCGCGAUCUUGUUGUAAACCCGUUUGCGAGAUGGUGCGACGCCCACGAAUCCCGUAUCCAAGAAUCCCAAGAUGAUUUGCAGGCUCGUAUAAAAGCCCAUGAUCGCCAAGCUGAGGCGGUCAAGAAGCUACGGAGCAACUAUUUUAAUAAAUGCCGUCUGGUCGAAGACAUCGAAGAGGAAAACAAGUUGGCUUUCCAAGAUCCGGAAACGAGUCCCAAGCAGAAUCAGAACAUACCCGAGAUCAAAGUUUCGCCCAACGAAAAGGAAGAGGAAGAUGACGAGAUAUAUGAGAUUGGUGACGAGACGUACCAGACGGAGCAGAUGAAGAAGAUACUGUCUCACAUGUUGAACACCAUAAAGAUGGGUGAGACUAAAGUACCUAUCCUGGGAACAUAUCUCAAUACUUCGUCCGGUUCCGAUAUAGUCGAAUACAUGCAACGUCAUAUGGGAUCAAGCAGUGUCAGCUACGCCGAACGGAUUGGACAAGAUUUGGUGGCGAAUGGUUUUCUUCGCCUCGUUGGUAACGUUGGAAAUAACUUUGCGAAUAGCUCGAAAUUGUUUUACCAGUGGCGACCGAAGGCAUUCCAACUAGCAGGAGUCCCGGAGAAGAAAGCAACAUUCGGAAGGACGUUCUCUAUGCCUACGAACCCCGAGGGCGGAUCCGAUUCUCCCGUUGUGGGCGCCGUUAGCGAAUACUUGUCUGGUUGGAAUGUCCUCGGUAGCCAACACCCUAACGAGACUCCGCCGGAACGUAUGCGUCGCGAGGCCAGAGAGGCCGAUGAGAAGUAUAAGGCCGCUGUUCGGAAGCUUGAUGAAAUGCGCUGCGAGCUGGAGGACGCCAUCUUCGCCCACCUAAAAUUCCUCGAACGUUGCGAGCUGGACAGGCUAAAAGCUAUCAAGACGGUUGUCCUUGAUUUCUCGGGCGCUAUUGGAAAUGUCAUUCCAAGCUUACAAUCUGCGCUAGAUCACAUGGUUAUAUGCCAAGAAACGGUUCAGCCCGAGGGAGACUUGCGAUAUCUUUUGGAGAAUUACAGGACAGGUCGUUUCGCACCCCGGGUUGUCGUGUAUGAAAACUACUAUAACAAGGUUGAUGAGCAGACGUUUGGCGUGGAUCUGGAGGCUAGGGCCAGGGCAGAUAAGAAGCGUGUUCCUAUUAUCAUCACGACGCUACUGACGUACCUGGAUAAUCACUACCCGGAUCUUGAAGGAGAUGAAGCCAGACGCGGAGUCUGGCUCACGGACGUUUCGCUCCAGCAAGUUCAUAAACUGCGUAACAAAAUAAAUAAUGGCAAACCUUUUACCGCCGAAGAUCUCUCAGAAUUCGACGUACCCGUCGUUGCGUAUCUACUGAAACUGUACCUCUUGGAACUUCCAGAUUCACUGGUAUCAUCUCACGUAUAUGAGAUCGUCAGGACUAUCUACCAAACGCCGACAUCAGAGACUACUGACGAGGCACGUAUCGCUGUUUUACAGCAGACUCUCUCACAGUUACGACUCACGAAUAUCGCUACACUUGACGCAUGUAUGAACCACUUUACGAGACUAAUAGACUUAACGUCAGCGGACGAGCAAUACAUACACGACCUUGCAACAUCCUUGGCCCCUUGUAUAUUGCGGCCGCGGACUGAAACGUCAUUAACAAUGGAAGAGAAGCACGCAUAUCGCUUGGUCCGCGAUCUGUUUGCGCACAAAGACGCUAUCUUCAGCGAGCUGAAGCGUAUGUCGAGCCUCACGCACUCGGGGUCGGUUACCAGCACCCGGCCUCGAGCUAUCAGCACAGAUGAGAGCAAUAGGAGAGCCCAUAUGGAAGAGAGGCAACGAGCUUUGUUGGAAAAGGCAGGCCCUCGUGGGCGUGGCACUAGUCCAGCGCCAGGACCCCGUCAUCGACGUGACAGGAGUACAGGCGGACCGGAAACCCGAUUUCCUAUCGCUAGCCCGACGGCCGCUAAUGAACGUCACCGGAGCAGCCUUGGCAGCCUUGGCGCUGUGAAGAGAUCUAGUCUGGAGGUUCCUGAUGGAACAGGACAGCCGCCGGCGGAGGUAAACGGGGCAGCUAAUGGGGAUUCCCCCAAGACGGACAUCGAGCACGUCGUCUCUAAGCGGGACAGCCUCGGCCGAAGUAGUGCUAGGUUCGUUAGUGGUCGUAGGGUCACGACCUCGUCGGUGUCGGGAUCCGGAAGCACACCCUCCACACCCAUUAGUAAGGCGACGGAAAUUGGCACCCCGAUCCAAGACCGUGGUGUGCAGCUCGUCGACGCACCGAUGGAAUACUAGUAAUGUGUGGACUGCCCGCAGGCUCGGGGUUGCGUGAGCUGGCACCGGAGACCAAAAGCUUCAUUUUGAUAUCUUGACGUGUAUCUGGCGACUACCAUUCCAACAUUGAAGAAAGGGUUAUACUUCUUUGCAUUAGGCUGAGAGGGGUGGGGGGAAGAACUUUACGAAUGGACUUAUCAGCGGUGCUGUUCUUCUUAGCUUACGUAUAAUGUAAAUUGUCCCUAUACCGGGAAUGUACAAGUUUGUCGUUACUGUUAGCUUUUUUUUACCGUUAUCAAUGUUGCACGACGUCUUACACGCUCAUACUUCUACUACUUCUACUCCUACGACGAAAAGAUCCCCCAAAAUUUCAACUCGCCCUUUUCUAGUAUCGAUGUUUUGUGUUUUUUUGUCUAUGUCGUCUCGUCGUCUUCUGGGUUUCCCUGGCUAGUAUAGCGCGUUGUCGAUGGUACUGUUUUUUUCUACUGAGAACACACACAAACAUGUAGAAGGUCGAUUAUGCAAAGCAAAGCAAGGAAGUGAUAGAGAGAGACAGAGAGACAGAGAGAGGGGGGCUUGGGACGGCGAUUACUCUUGUACCGUCUUGUACGUUGACCAUGGCAUAACUAUGUAGUUCUGCGUUGAAUUGAAUCGAAUUUUAGAAUGAUUAUUACCUUGUUAUAUUGCCCGUUAUAUUGCUCAUUUAACUACCCGUUUCCUCC
Messenger RNA from Daldinia caldariorum, 3912 nucleotides. RefSeq lists its product as uncharacterized. Bases 641 to 3211 code for a protein of 856 amino acids. The transcript has 4 exons. Gene Ontology annotation, cellular component: cytoplasm; cell division site; division septum. Gene Ontology annotation, molecular function: GTPase activator activity. Gene Ontology annotation, biological process: cytoskeleton organization; small GTPase-mediated signal transduction. Lineage: Eukaryota; Fungi; Ascomycota; Sordariomycetes; Xylariales; Hypoxylaceae. The record is from RefSeq and is a predicted model, not a curated record.